AUAACCCAGGUGAUAACUUUUGGAACAAAGAGGAGGGGAAAAAGACAGUCUGUAUGCCCAUGUGAUAACAGCACUGACCUCCUGAGGGAUUUCAGUUUCAAGAUCAGGCUUUGAAUCAGGUCCUAACAGAAAACAAAAGGCCUCAGAGGAGGAAGCAAAGAGUUUUAAAGGCAAAUCUAGAAAACAAAGCAGUCAAUGGCCGCAGACCAGAACUCAUGGAAUGCAGUAUAUGUGGUCAUGGUGAAAAAUACAGGGUGAAGACAAACCAAGCGGUGCCCAUUGAGAAUGUGCUGUGUAAGGAGAAGGAGAGCAUGACUGGCCUGGAAGCAGAGAGGUGGGCACAUGCAGAGAAGCCAUCCUUUGGUGUCCACGUCAAUGGUGACAUCCACGGAGCUGUGACAGGCACCCAGCACUUGAACCACGCUGAGCACAGCCACAGGGCAGCCCCUCCCUGUCACCUCCCUGAGCCAAAAAAGCCCUUGGUGCCCCCCAUCAGAAAUGGCAUCAGCACCCUGCAUUAUUCACCACCAGAAGCAGUUCCCUCACUGAACGAUGCACCUGCAGAGGAAAGGACAGACCUGACAAGCAACUCCCACAUGCAAUGGCCAACGGGUGGCACUCUGAGUGACACAGUAAGCACUCUGACAGGCGGCUCUGGCUGUGUUCACCCAGAAAACCAAGGGAAUGUUUCAAUGAAAGAGGAAAACUGCACCUGCAGCAUCUCUGAGUAUUCUGAUCAGUCAGUUUUGCAGACAGGUUCCAGCUUGGAUGUGCAAGAAAGCUUGAGUUGUCCUCUGCUGCCUGAAGGGGAGCUGCAGGCAGGGAAGGAUGGCCUUACAGUACCAAGUGUGGAGACACAGCCUGAGAAUACUGCACUCCAGCCCACUUUCUUGUCCCUGAUUAAAACCAGAAAUUUAACUCUGGAGCAGGUUGUAGCUAUUGAAGCUUUAACACAGUUGUCUGAAGCUCCUUUAGAAACAACUUCACCAGCUAAAAGUGAAAGUACUGAACAUACAGGAGAAACAACUUCCCACUUGCUCCACAGUUUUAAAAGGGAUAUCUCAUCCUCCUUUACAUCCUCUGCAUUACAAGAAAUCAAAGACACUUACUUACAGAAUGAGCAGCAGCUCUUGGCUCACUGCGCUCACCCGCAGAAGCAGCUCCCUAAUAAGGCAGUGUUGUACAAUGGCCAAAGUUCAGUGUCUGAGUUGUGUGAUAAACCUGCCAAUCCAGCUGGGGGGAUGUAUAAAUUGCAGUUACCCUCAAGAGAUACCAAACCUUUAUCUGACCCAGCAUCUACUGCAGCAUCGUUUUCGCGAUACGAUUCCAGCGAAAGUUGUGCUCCUGAUCCACUGCCCCUCCCAGGGUACUGCAAUGCUUCAUGUGAUGUCCAGCAUUCAGGGAACAACUUGGAAGCUUCUGGCCAGUUAGAGCAAAAGCCAUCGUGUGGUGAUGUGAAAUUGGAAGGUGGUUCUUUGGUUAAAGAAGGAGGAAUUCACAGCCAGGAUGAAGAGGACGUGGCCGCACAGCUAACUCAACUGGCAGCCCUGAUUGAAUCAAACCAGACGAAUCCAGAGCACAAGAACAACAUAAAGGCAUCCCUGCUUAAUCUAAUAUCACAUGAGAGGCAGCCAAAAUACAACCAAGAAGUGUUGCAGAAAAAAGAAUCUGUAUUUUUUAGGCGUAAUUAUAGUUCCUUGCUGUUAAAGCAGAAGCAAGCAACCAAUAAGAAAGGAAAUGGUGUGCCAUGGAAACAGAGACACAGAAAGAAGCCUCAAGAAGCACGCUAUCAACAAAAUAAUCAAAACCAGCUAGAGCUGUUGUCAUGCCAGCAUAGCGAGUUGCAGGACAUUUGGAUAUCAUCAAAACUCCAUAAGCUUGGUCAAACCAUGCCACAGGACUCCAGGGUAGCUCCAUCUGAAAAAAAAUCUCCAAGGACCAAAGUACAGAGAGCGCUCAGUCAAAACACUUUAGCAUCACAAGAAAAAACUAGAUUAUUUCUUCCACAAGCACAGAUAAAAUUCCACAGGUGUUUACCUGAGGCACCACAGGAGAAAAAAAAAGACAGGUUGUUUGGCUGUGAAGUGGUGAAUGAGCAAAUGAAAACUGUGGGCUCCAGUGACCCACUAGGUGCUGAUCCAAUGAAAAAUGAAGUUGCUGCACGUAGCCAGCACAGCGACCUGUCCUCCCGUAAUCCUCUGGCUGGUUCUCAGCUGAAAACAGCAUCCUUGUUGAAAAGGCCAACUGAAAACCUACAGAUGUUUACAGAAAAAUGUAAUUCUCAGGUACAGCAAACAGCAAAUGUCAGUCAGGCGCCUCCUUUGCCAGCAAGCGUUAACCGGUGUAACCUGAGAGCUAACCAAGUGUGUAGUGAGAGCAAAGCCCAUGGGCAGCAGGGCACGCCGCAGGUAGAGCCGAAGUGCCAGGUGCUGCCCGCUCCCUGUGCUGGGGCCCAGGCGCCAGCUUCUGCUGGAGCUCUCAGGAAUGUGGAGUGUGUGGGUGAGGUGACUGUUCUGACAUCAACCAGAUUGGGUGCUGACCACGCCCAGAGCACAGGCGACUCAGGGUGUUCCCCAGCAAAAAACACGCUCAGCAGUUUCCUUGAAUCACCCAUGAAGUUUCUUGAUACCCCUACAAAAAAUUUAAUAGACACACCUACCAAAAAAGGACAAUCUGAAUUGCCAACUUGUGACUGUGUUGAGCAAAUUAUAGAAAAAGAUGAAGGCCCCUAUUACACACACCUCGGGACAGGACCAAGUGUGGCUGCUGUGAGAGAAAUUAUGGAGAACAGGUAUGGAGCAAAAGGAAGUGCUGUAAGAAUUGAGGUGGUGGUUUAUACAGGAAAGGAAGGAAAAAGCUCUCAGGGGUGUCCAAUUGCCAAGUGGGUGAUCCGGAGGAGCAGCGACGAGGAGAAGCUGCUGUGCCUGGUGCGUCAGCGCGCGGGGCACCACUGCCAGACGGCCGUGAUCGUCAUCCUGAUCCUGGCCUGGGAGGGCAUCCCACACCUGCUGGCAGACACGCUGUACGAGGAGCUGAGGCAGAGCCUGCGCAAGUACGGCUGUCCCACCAGCCGCCGCUGCGCCCUCAACGAAGAUCGUUCUUGUGCAUGUCAAGGACUUGACCCAGAAACUUGUGGAGCAUCAUUCUCAUUUGGCUGUUCAUGGAGUAUGUAUUUCAAUGGCUGUAAGUUUGCCAGGAGCAAAAACCCCAGGAAAUUUAGGCUUCUCACUGAUGACCCUAAACAAGAGGAACUUCUUGAAAACAAUUUGCAAACGUUGGCUACUGAUGUGGCUCCGGUUUAUAAGAAGCUUGCUCCAGAAGCUUUCCAGAACCAGGUGGAAAACGAGCACAUGGGCCCCGACUGCCGGCUGGGCUGCAAGGACGGCCGGCCCUUCUCGGGUGUCACCGCCUGCAUCGACUUCUGUGCCCACGCCCACAAGGACACGCACAACAUGCACAACGGCAGCACCGUGGUGUGCACCCUAACCAAGGAGGACAACAGGAGAGUGGGGGUGAUCCCGAGCGAUGAGCAGCUGCACGUGCUGCCGCUGUACAAGAUCUCCCAGACCGACGAGUUUGGCACCGAGGAGGGCCUGGAGGCCAAGAUCAAAGCCGGAGCCAUCCAGGUGCUCACAGCAUUCCCCAGGGAAGUGAGGAUGUUGGCUGAGCCUCUCAGGGCUGCCAAGAAAAAGAAACCAGACACAAGGAGGACCCCGAGUGAAAAGCAGCCAUUAAUAGAUAAAAAAUAUUCAACACCGGUAAAACUGAAAACUGAAGCCCCAGAACAUCUUGGCAACGCUUUGCAUUGUUUAGGGAACAAACCAGAUGCUUUAAAACCUGGAAUAAAAAUGGAGCCUUCCAACCACCUUUAUGCCAUGAAACAUUCUUCAAACACUACUAAAAAUUGCUCUUUACUGAAGCAGUACACGGCCUCCUCCCCCUUUAAGGUGGAUGGUUUACAUCCUUACCCAUCCCUCGCACACAAGUCUGGCCUAACUGCAGUGACUAAUAUUCAACAGGAUUUUUCAGUUCCCUACGGGUAUUUUGAAUGCAGUACCAAGCAACCUCACGUGCCACCUUACGUUAGCUGCAAGAGCUUUGAUGUGUCAGUGAAGGAUUAUACUGGAAUUGUGCUGGACGAGGAGGUGAACGGCGCGCCACCCGUCCUGCCCGAGGUCACUGCUCCAGGCCCCCCGGCCCACACAGAGCCCCUGCCCACCGUGCUUGAACAGCAGCCAGACACACAGAACUGCCAGCUUCAGCUGGACACCUGUGCCCCCCCGGAGCAGAUCAGCUCCUGUGACCCAGCGCUCCCACCGAGCUCCUUGGCACAGGACGCCCUCGCACCCGCGGCCGACUGCUCCCAUGGGUGCCCCGUGGAAAAGGGCAGCUCCCAUGGGGGACAGAGCUGUGACUUGGACUGUGCUGAUGUAAAGCAAAGCAGUGCGCUGGGACAGGCAGCUGAUUCUGAAGAAAAGGCUGAGGAAUUGUGGUCAGACAGCGAGCACAAUUUUUUGGAUGAUGACAUCGGUGGGGUUGCUGUGGCCCCUUCUCACGGUUCUAUCUUAAUUGAAUGUGCGAGACGUGAGCUCCACGCUACCACGCCGAUUAAAAAACCCAACCGCAAUCAUCCCACCAGAAUUUCUUUAGUUUUCUACCAACACAAAAAUUUAAAUGAGCCAAAACAUGGCUUAGCCAUGUGGGAAGCGAAGAUGGCCGAGAGGGCGCGAGAGAAAGAAAAGGAGGCGGAACGAUUGGGAACGGAGAACGCCGAGCUGGGCUCCUGCAGCAGGAACGCAAAGCAGCCAGGUGAAAGCAGAGAUAUCUUUUAUGAAGACAACGAGUUCAACCAGAUUCCAUCCCGCAGAGCACUGACAGUGACCAAGGACAACGUGAUCACGGUGUCUUCGUACGCCCUGACGCGGGUGGCGGGGCCCUACAACCACUGGGCGUAG
Molecule: messenger RNA, 4955 nt
Organism: Melozone crissalis (California towhee)
Lineage: Eukaryota; Metazoa; Chordata; Aves; Passeriformes; Passerellidae
Gene: TET1
Product: tet methylcytosine dioxygenase 1
Exons: 11
Coding region: 216-4955 (1579 amino acids)
Biological process (GO): oxidative demethylation; positive regulation of transcription by RNA polymerase II
Cellular component (GO): nucleus
Molecular function (GO): DNA 5-methylcytosine dioxygenase activity
Source: RefSeq, a predicted model, not a curated record